CCCCGUCAGGUUUAGGGUCGGGGCGCGUGCCUCCGCCAGGGGUCAGCUGACGAGGCGCCCUCGCCGUGGGCUUCACUUCAGUUCAGUUCACUUUACUUCCCCCCCUCACGCACGCACGCAGGACGCAGCACGCAGGACGCAGCCCGCAACCCACGACCUCGGAGGAGCGAGCGCGGGAGCGAGUAAGCCCGGGCGCAGGUUUUCACCGUUUCCUCCCUACUCUCAUCCCUGCUGUUGGCCGAGAUGGAACGGCUCGAGAAGACGACGCAGAGCGCACUGCAGCCGCCCGAGCAGAGAAAUGAAGGCUCAUUAACAUCGACUCUGAAGACUCUUCUGGUUUUCACAGCUUUAAUGAUCACCCUACCUAUUGGAUUAUAUUUCUCUUCUAAAUCUUAUGUGUUUGAAGGUUUCUUGGGGAUGUCCAAUGGAGACAGUUAUUUUUAUGCUGCAAUUGUUGCUGUUAUUGCUGUUCACGUGGUACUUGCGCUCUUUGUCUACGUCGCAUGGAAUGAAGGUUCACGCCAGUGGCGGGAAGGCAAACAAGAUUGAAAGGCGCAUCACCUUUUGAUAAUGGAUAGAAAAAUGAAAAUAGUGUUGUCUUUCAGUGCAAGAUCUCCUUCCAACACACAGGUUCUGAAUGGAAAGUGUGGAACCUCCUGAACUUCCUGCAAAAGGAUCCUUUUUAGGCCAAGAGUUGAUAGUCUUCUGGAAGAGUCUUUGAUAUCAGUUGCUUCAUCUUAAGUGGAACUCUUGCUUACUAUCUACAUAUGUUAUACAAUUCUUUUUACACCAUUCCUAGACUUUUUCUUAUUCCCUGGGCAUCUUUUUUUCCCCCUAUUUUUAAGGUGAAUUUCUAGUGUGAGAUUCCAAUAUUUUUUUUUCUGCGACUCCCAAGUGUUCACCCAGGGUAUGGGGUUCCCACUGUUUGUCAUGUGCUUACCUAAGCAGGUAAACAAAAGCAAAGGCUCUAGUCACUACUGUUAGAAUGAGGUCCUGAAAACCAGUGUUGAGAAAGAACAAAAAUCAUCUUAUUUUCCAAGCAGCUGUUUUCCCAACGAUGGAGCCUCCUACUGUUUUGCAUUCCAUAGAUGGUCAAUGACAAAUAGGACUGUUUUGGAAAGUGUUUACGAAGAGUUUCUUUUGCACAAUGUAUGUGCCUCAUAUAAAACAUCUUAAUAAAGACUUGUGUUUUGAACCCUUGCAAA
This is a messenger RNA of Gracilinanus agilis (Agile Gracile Mouse Opossum), 1205 nucleotides long. It is a transcript of the gene VMA21, whose product is annotated as vacuolar ATPase assembly factor VMA21. NCBI's taxonomy places the organism in Eukaryota, Metazoa, Chordata, Mammalia, Didelphimorphia, Didelphidae. Gene Ontology annotation, cellular component: endoplasmic reticulum membrane. Bases 244 to 549 code for a protein of 101 amino acids. The transcript is spliced from 4 exons. Gene Ontology annotation, biological process: vacuolar proton-transporting V-type ATPase complex assembly. The record is from RefSeq and is a predicted model, not a curated record.